CAUUCCCGGAAGCACCGUGCCGGCCGAGCCCCCUCCCUAUAAAACCAUCUCCGGCGAGACGUCGUCAAGCCAUCGGUCAGUUACCAGAUCAACACCAACAGUAAACAGAAAUCAUUUCCUAGCCCGCCAACAAAAACAGACUUCCCAUUCGAUCCGCUCACAAGCUUUUCGAUCGCUUUAGUUGUUCAACAAUCAACAGCCAACACCAUGAGCUCCCGGAUGGCCGGAGCCACGCUUCUGCGCCACCUGGGCCCCCGCCUCUUCGCCGCCGCCGAGCCAGCCUCCGGGCUCGCCGCGAGCGCGAGGGGCAUCAUGCCCGCCGCCGCGAGGAUCUUCCCCGCGCGGAUGGCCAGCACCGAGGCCGCCGCCCCGCAUGCCAAACAAGAAGAUGAUGCCGCGAGCCCCCAGGCGGCCGCGACUCCAGAGCAGCAGAACAAGAAGCCCGUGGUGAGCUAUUGGGGCAUCGAGCCUCGGAAGCUCGUCAAGGAUGACGGCACGGAGUGGCCGUGGUUCUGCUUCAGGCCGUGGGACACGUACCGGCCGGACACGUCCAUCGACGUGACCAAGCACCACGAGCCCAAGGCCCUGGCGGACAAGGUGGCGUACUUCGUUGUCCGAUCGCUGCGCGUGCCCCGGGACCUCUUCUUCCAGCGCCGGCACGCCAGCCACGCGCUGCUGCUGGAGACGGUGGCGGCGGUGCCGCCCAUGGUGGGCGGCGUGCUACUUCACCUGCGCUCGCUCCGCCGCUUCGAGCACAGCGGCGGCUGGAUCCGGGCGCUCAUGGAGGAGGCCGAGAACGAACGCAUGCACCUCAUGACCUUCAUGGACGUGACGCAGCCCCGGUGGUGGGAGCGCGCGCUCGUGCUCGCCGCGCAGGGCGUCUUCUUCAACGCCUACUUCGUCGGCUACCUCAUCUCCCCCAAGUUCGCGCACCGCUUCGUCGGGUACCUCGAGGAGGAGGCCGUGGAGUCCUAUACUGAGUACCUCAAGGACCUCGAGGCCGGCUUGAUCGAGAACACGCCCGCCCCGGCCAUCGCCAUCGACUACUGGCGCCUCCCCGCCGACGCCAGGCUCAAGGACGUCGUCACCGCCGUGCGCGCCGACGAGGCGCAUCACCGCGACGCCAACCACUACGCAUCGGACAUCCAUUACCAGGGAAUGACGCUGAAUCAGACGCCUGCGCCGCUCGGGUACCACUGAUCAGCUCAAUGGACCAUAGAUCGAUGCCUGCUCAGUCCAUCGUUGGUGCGUACUACUACCACUGUCGCCGAUGAUUGUUGCGCGUGCAGUCUGUUCUGUGUAAACGAUGUGUGUGUAUGAUUCUUUUGUGUCACUUUGUACCCAAACAUAUGUCUACGUAAGCCGGUAUUGCUUGUAAAAAUGAUUUGAUUACUUUUCCAGAAAAACAUACUAUGUGAUAUUAUUGCUUGACAAUAAUAUUUUUUAACAGA
Molecule: messenger RNA, 1451 nt
Organism: Aegilops tauschii subsp. strangulata
Lineage: Eukaryota; Viridiplantae; Streptophyta; Magnoliopsida; Poales; Poaceae
Product: ubiquinol oxidase 1b, mitochondrial
Biological process (GO): alternative respiration
Cellular component (GO): mitochondrion
Molecular function (GO): alternative oxidase activity
Source: RefSeq, a predicted model, not a curated record